UAAACUGAUGACAGAACGCGUCAAUGUCACUGUGUUAACGAUCAGCCAUACUGACUGGGUAUUGUUUUGAAACAAAUUUGCAAUAGUAAAUAACAAAAAUAUAGUUAUAAAUAUAACUAUACAGUUAAAAUAUUAUGAGGUGGACCGAAAGCGAAACCUUUCAAUUUGUGAAAUUAUAUUUAAGUUACGAUAAUUUAUGGAACACAAGCCAUGAAGACUAUAAGAUUAAAGAUAAACGCAUUAAGGCGUAUCGUAACAUAACUUCUGAAUUUAUGUCUAUAACAGGUAUAUUGCUUAAUGAACAUGAAUUAAAGACCAAAAUUAAGAACUUGAGAUCGACCUACAUUCAAGAAUUGAGCAAAAUAAAGCAAAGAUCUAUCGGCGGCUAUGAGUACAAACCGACCAUUAAAUGGUUUGAGUACUGGGAUGCUUGUUUUAGAAAGAGGCAGGAGAAGCGAUGUAGUGACGCCGGUCUCGAGGAAUCAGAGCUAGAGCAAGAACAAAAUCAAAGCCUGUGGCUUCCUGAAGAUGCAGAGAUUCUAUGUGGUGCACAGGAUCCGUUUGAAGCUCAGAAUAACGACAACUUGGCCCUUAUUCUAAAAUCAGAACCCGGAGUCCAGCCUAAAAUAAAUACAACAACGAAAUACGAAAUGAAGAGAAAAAAAAUAAAACAUCGAAGUCCUAGCACGGAUGUUUCCGAUCAAACACUCAAGGAUAGCAUGGACAGCCUCGACACAUGCAUAGAAGAUGAAUUUGAUAUAUAUGGCAAAUAUAUUGCGUCACAGUUGAGGACAAUGGAUUUGAAAAGAGCUCUAAGAUUACAGUUUGAAAUACAGUCUCUAGUUAGUGGAGCUCGCCUCUCAGAUCUAUCAAGUUAAACAUUAUAAUAAAAAACAAGGAUCACUGGCCACAAACAAAUAAUUACUUUUAACACUUUCGAUAAUUAAAAGAGUAUUUAUUACUUACAAAAU
This is a messenger RNA of Danaus plexippus (monarch butterfly), 971 nucleotides long. RefSeq lists its product as uncharacterized. The record is from RefSeq and is a predicted model, not a curated record. Lineage: Eukaryota; Metazoa; Arthropoda; Insecta; Lepidoptera; Nymphalidae. Bases 135 to 878 code for a protein of 247 amino acids. The transcript has 2 exons.